CUAACCCCUCUCGAAAUUUUUAUUUGUUUGGUUUUUCAAUUCCUGACUGAUUUUUUUUCUUUCCCCCCAAUUUUUAAUUCCGUCGGCGGUUUGACCGGACAAACCCGGAACCGGACCCUUUUCACUCUAGUUCUCCGAGAGGCCAGGGCACCCUCCCAAUUCUCCCUCUCUCUGCAUCCUAGUAAUCCUUUGACGUCCCUUAUUUUUGGGCUAUGGCGUCGAUGAUAUUCUCAGAUUGUUCUUCGUCUACGACUGCUCGUCUUCUUCCAUUUGACAGAAUGCGCACUUGCGUUUUUCGGUAUCGCCAAUCGGUUUCUCUCCAUUCGUGUGUGAAGAAUUUUAGUCUAAGCUUCGGCACGCAGCGUAAACCUUUGUCAUCGACUGUAACGGUGGCAAUGGCUACUGUAACUCAUGCAAAUGUAAUUGAUGGAAAAUCUAUUGCAAAGCAAAUUAGAGAUGAGGUCACCAUUGAAAUAUCCAGGAUGAAGGAUGCAAUCAAUGUUGUUCCUGGACUAGCAGUCAUUCUAGUUGGUGAUAGGAAAGACUCAGCAACCUAUGUGCGAAACAAGAAGAAGGCUUGUGAAGCAGUGGGAAUCAACUCUUAUGAGGUUCAUUUGCCUGAAGACUCCACUGAAUCAGAAGUGCUCAAGUCUAUCUUAAACUUCAAUGAUGAUCCAUCUGUUCAUGGCAUUCUUGUUCAGCUACCCUUACCCUCUCAUAUGAAUGAGGAGAAUGUAUUGAAUGCUGUCAGUAUUGAGAAAGAUGUGGAUGGCUUUCAUCCAUUAAACAUUGGCCGUCUUGCCAUGCGAGGUCGGGAGCCAUUGUUUGUUCCAUGCACUCCCAAAGGUUGCAUAGAGUUGCUGCAUAGAUAUGGGGUUGAAAUCAAGGGAAAGAGAGCUGUUGUAAUUGGCCGUAGCAACAUUGUUGGAAUGCCAGCUGCCCUGUUGCUGCAGAGAGAAGAUGCUACCGUAAGUAUUGUGCACUCUAGAACCAAGAACCCAGAUAAAAUCACAAGACAAGCAGACAUCAUCAUCUCUGCUGUAGGGCAACCAAACAUGGUCAGGGGAAGUUGGAUAAAGCCUGGUGCUGUCAUUAUUGAUGUUGGAAUUAAUCCAGUUGAGGAUACAAAAAGUCCCCGGGGGUACCGCUUGGUUGGGGAUGUCUGUUAUGAGGAGGCCUGUAAGAUAGCUGCAGCUGUCACUCCUGUUCCUGGGGGAGUUGGUCCAAUGACUAUAGCUAUGCUUCUAUCAAAUACUCUCAUUUCAGCAAAGAGAGUUCACAACUUUAAGUGAAUGUUUUUUGGUUCCAUUGGUAUGGUAAAGGAAAUGAGUUUUCUAAAUUAGCA
Telopea speciosissima is the source of this 1345-nucleotide messenger RNA. Its product is annotated as bifunctional protein FolD 4, chloroplastic-like. Gene Ontology annotation, molecular function: methylenetetrahydrofolate dehydrogenase (NADP+) activity; methenyltetrahydrofolate cyclohydrolase activity. The transcript has 5 exons. Gene Ontology annotation, cellular component: cytosol. Lineage: Eukaryota; Viridiplantae; Streptophyta; Magnoliopsida; Proteales; Proteaceae. The record is from RefSeq and is a predicted model, not a curated record. Gene Ontology annotation, biological process: tetrahydrofolate interconversion. Bases 213 to 1292 code for a protein of 359 amino acids.